GUCCAGUCGAAUUUUUGCUGGAACAUAAGCAGUAGACGUGUAGUAGUUUACAAUUUCGUUGAUGUUGUUGUUUUUGUUGAGUGCUGCUGUGAGAUGUGUCUACCAUUUGUCCUAAUUUUCUCUUUCCAUUUCGCUCAAAGCUCUGAAGUCCUAAACCUGGCAUGGCCUGAACCUUGUGGUACUGGUCUGCAGAGGUCGAGGGGAAUGCGAGUAGUUGGGGGUAAACCUGCAGUUCAAGGACAGUUUCCAUGGGUUGUUAGCCUAAGAAGAAGAAAGAACGUAAAAUCUAGCGAUUACUCGCAUAUAUGUGCUGGAACUCUUAUAACAAAUAGACAUGUAGUCACAGCAGCUCAUUGUGUACAUGACACAUCAGUACAUAUCUGGCAGGUUGUGGCCGGUGAACUGAGACCGGAUAAAAGAGAUCUGGGAGAACAGAUUAGAAAGGUUGAGCGAAUUUUGAAUCACCCUGACUACAAGACUCCAUCUCCAUUAAGCCAUGACAUUGCGCUUAUAUCCUUAACAGAAGGAGUUAAUUGGUCAUCAGAGGUGUCUCCUAUAUGUCUACCCCUGGAGAGCUUUAGUUUAGAUGAGAAAGAUGCUACACUAGUUGGUUGGGGGCAUGAGCAUAUCGGGAUGAACUCAGUUCCGACAGUCUUCUCUGAGAUAUUAAUGUACACCAGUAUACCUUUACUUUCAAAUAAUGUUUGCCAGACAUGGUUUGAUGAAAAAAAUUAUGAAAUAAUUCAGAUCCAGGAUGGUCACCUCUGUGCCGGGGUCAAGGAGGGUGGUCAUGAUGGAUGUAAGGGAGAUUCAGGGGGUCCUCUGAGUAUAGGACUAGAGAGUUCAGGAACAUUGGUUGGAGUGGUUUCUGUCGGAGUAGGUUGUGGGUUACCUAAACUACCUGGAGUGUAUACUAGGGUUUCCUCAUAUACUCAUUGGAUUCAGAAUUUUACCAUUGAAGACAGUACAGACAGUACAGGACAAUCAGAAGCAGACAAAAAGUUAUGAUGUUUUUUUUAAGAAAAAUAUUUAAUUAUUUAUGAAAAUAUAUUUAUUGAUAAAAAAAA
Eurytemora carolleeae is the source of this 1067-nucleotide messenger RNA. RefSeq names its product venom protease. The coding region runs from base 94 to 1008 and encodes 304 amino acids. The record is from RefSeq and is a predicted model, not a curated record. Lineage: Eukaryota; Metazoa; Arthropoda; Copepoda; Calanoida; Temoridae. The transcript has 15 exons. Gene Ontology annotation, biological process: proteolysis. Gene Ontology annotation, molecular function: serine-type endopeptidase activity.